Messenger RNA from Tribolium madens (black flour beetle), 3495 nucleotides. RefSeq lists its product as uncharacterized. Gene Ontology annotation, cellular component: nucleus; cytosol. NCBI's taxonomy places the organism in Eukaryota, Metazoa, Arthropoda, Insecta, Coleoptera, Tenebrionidae. The coding region runs from base 514 to 3378 and encodes 954 amino acids. The transcript is spliced from 15 exons. The record is from RefSeq and is a predicted model, not a curated record. Gene Ontology annotation, biological process: protein deubiquitination. Gene Ontology annotation, molecular function: cysteine-type endopeptidase activity; cysteine-type deubiquitinase activity.
UUUCUUAACUACAGUUUGAUCAUAAGAAAAUGUUUCACACAAGUUUGUGAUUAGAUUAUAUACACUAUUUUGCGAAUUUUCAUCCAUCGUUUUUAAAUUUAACCAAAUUUGACUUAACUAAAUGACAACUGUCAACAAACAGGAAAAUUGAUUUUGCUACCACGACCAAAACGCAAAAGUCCCUAGCACAAAUUAUAUUAAAUCAUUUCAAUUUUGUUUAAAUAAUAUAAACAUAAUUAUUAAAAUUAGAUCACAAAAAGAAUUUGUUAAACUUAAUUUGGCACAUACAACAAGGAACAUAAACAAUUAUUCUAAAAAAAUUAAAAUUGCGCUCCUCGGUUGGUUACAUUAUUGUGUUUGUCUAUUUGACAUUUUGACAGACAAAAAUAUUCUUUAAACAAAUUCAACAAUUUUAUUAAAAUAUUUUCAUUUUACAGACAAGUGUUUUAAAAUUUCUAGUGAUCUAUUUCAGUUCUAAAAGAGCGAAUAUGGUUUACAUGAUAUAAUUAAAACAUGGAAUCUGAUCGAAUUUUAGUCGCAGCAGGCCUCACCGCAGCUGCAGUUGUUGGAGCAUUUGUCUUCUGGGGCCCUGCGACAACAUCUGGCAGUGGUCGAGGACGUUUAGCUGGCUUAGUCAAUUUGGGGAAGACUUGUUUCCUUAAUGCUGUUUUGCAUGCACUGGCAGCCUGCCCGCAAUUCAUUGACUGGUUGGAAAAAGACAGAUGUGUGAAAGAAACAAGUCUAAGAAGAACUUUGGCAACCGUUUUAUCAGUUGUUAAUGGUACUAAUAAGUCCGUUAAGGAGACUUACGCACCAGCUGCUGUUAUUAAUGCUUUGAAACGGCUUGGUUGGGUUAUCCCCGCAGGCGAGCAAGACGCUCACGAAUUACUAAACGUGCUUCUAACCACUUUGGAUGAAGAGACUCACAAAAUUACAAGAAAAGCCGGUUGUUUAUCUGAUGCUUUGGGCAUGAAUGAAUUGGAUGUCACUGAACCAGAAGAAGAAACUUCCGAAUUUAAUACUUUAGGCAGUGUUAUGUCUUUAAAUGAAUUAUGUAGGCCGAGUAGUUUAAAUUGGAGAGGCACCGCGAUUAGACGAAACCGAUGGAUUUCGAGAUCUUGUCGGGCUCUGCAAAUGUCAGGACCUCCACAACAACCUGUUUCACAUCCUUUUACUGGUACUUUAACCAGUCAGUUAAGAUGUACUGAAUGUGGCCAUAAGUCUAGUGUCCGUUAUGAUAAAUUUGAAAGUCUUUCGUUAGCAUUACCCAGUGGAGCGGGUGAUUUAGGUUGGGGAAGGCAUAAAUUACAUCAGUUGCUUACGAAUUUUGUAACUCCAGAAGUUGUACCUGAUGUUCAGUGUGAAGGUUGUAACAGUGGUCGUGAUCCGGCGAUGCCGCCUAUUUUAUCCAAGCAAAUUAAAAUACUUAAUUUUAGGAAGAUGUUUUGCUAUACAGGGUGCGCCAGAACUCGCGCCCCAGAGAAAAUUUUCAAGGAGGAGGACACAGGCUGCUGUGUCCUCGGGGCUCCUGUUGUUGUUGGGGGCGGUGCUGGUUCAGCUGGCCAGUUUGAUGCAAUCAUGGGGGGCACGGGCUGCGGUUGUGUCGUGGGGGCCCUUGUCCAAGCGUUUGUCUUGGGGGCCGGGGCUGGGAUAGAUGCUGUUCAGCGUCUCAUAUUUUCCGGUGAUGACCAGGAACAAGGGCCUUUGAGUGUUUUUCAUCUCAUAAAUGUUGAUGAGAUCUACACCCUUCUCUUUCAUUUCGUUUACAAGUUCGGCGAUUUCGGGCCCUUUGUCAAGGCCGUGGAGGACGAACGCGUGGGUUUUCUCCUCCCUGCUGAUGUACGUGUGGUACUCCAAACUGAAUUAGUGCUGCGUGAUCUUUCGCUUUGCCGUGAAUCACGAUCGGCGGUGGGGGUUUUUCUGUGGGGCUUCUUCUCGGCUGUUCCGAAUCCUGGGAAGGGCCGGCGGACUGGUCUGCUUCUCUGGGUGGCCUGCAUGGAAUCUGAUCGAAUUUUAGUCGCAGCAGGCCUCACCGCAGCUGCAGUUGUUGGAGCAUUUGUCUUCUGGGGCCCUGCGACAACAUCUGGCAGUGGUCGAGGACGUUUAGCUGGCUUAGUCAAUUUGGGGAAGACUUGUUUCCUUAAUGCUGUUUUGCAUGCACUGGCAGCCUGCCCGCAAUUCAUUGACUGGUUGGAAAAAGACAGAUGUGUGAAAGAAACAAGUCUAAGAAGAACUUUGGCAACCGUUUUAUCAGUUGUUAAUGGUACUAAUAAGUCCGUUAAGGAGACUUACGCACCAGCUGCUGUUAUUAAUGCUUUGAAACGGCUUGGUUGGGUUAUCCCUGCAGGCGAGCAAGACGCUCACGAAUUACUAAACGUGCUUCUAACCACUUUGGAUGAAGAGACUCACAAAAUUACAAGAAAAGCCGGUUGUUUAUCUGAUGCUUUGGGCAUGAAUGAAUUGGAUGUCACUGAACCAGAAGAAGAAACUUCCGAAUUUAAUACUUUAGGCAGUGUUAUGUCCUUAAAUGAAUUAUGUAGGCCGAGUAGUUUAAAUUGGAGAGGCACCGCGAUUAGACGAAACCGAUGGAUUUCGAGAUCUUGUCGGGCUCUGCAAAUGUCAGGACCUCCACAACAACCUGUUUCACAUCCUUUUACUGGUACUUUAACCAGUCAGUUAAGAUGUACUGAAUGUGGCCAUAAGUCUAGUGUCCGUUAUGAUAAAUUUGAAAGUCUUUCGUUAGCAUUACCCAGUGGAGCGGGUGAUUUAGGUUGGGGAAGGCAUAAAUUACAUCAGUUGCUUACGAAUUUUGUAACUCCAGAAGUUGUACCUGAUGUUCAGUGUGAAGGUUGUAACAGUGGUCGUGAUCCGGCGAUGCCGCCUAUUUUAUCCAAGCAAAUUAAAAUACUUAAUUUUGGGAAGCUCCCAGUGUGUCUUUGCAUACAUAUAUCACGUAAUACUUGGCAGCCAGGUGGAAUAUCGAAACGUCAGGAUUACGUCCAAUUUCCAAUGAGACUGUCGUUGGCAGCUUACACUUUUGUCCAUGCUCAUUAUCAGCGAAAAUUAACAAAUUCAGUGUAUACAAGCACGAGUGAAGGUGGAAGCCCAUUGUCAAGCAGCAUGCCCAUGUCUUGGGGUGUGGGGUCCUUAUCGGAAAUGGCAAAUGAAUUUCGAAAUGUUUACCAAUUGGCGGCAGUAGUAGUUCAUACCGGGGAUGCACAUUCCGGACAUUUUAUUACCUAUAGGAGAGGACACCACAAUACAAAGUGGUAUUAUACGUCUGAUGUGGAAAUACGCGAAGUGAUGGUGGAUGAAGUAUUGCAAAGUACAGCUUACAUGCUUUUUUAUGAGAGAACUUCUAAUAUGAGUGCAUUUUAGUCAUCCUAUUGUGAUUUUAUGCAUUUAGUAAGCUUAUUUUUGUUCCUAUUAAGUAUAUGACAAAUUAAUUAUUGUGCCAUUUUAUUUUGAAGCUCUUAAUAUAUCGAAUUACAGCAU